CAAUGGUGUUUCCUCUUUUAUUUACUGUGUAGUGAACACGAGAGAAAAUAGAGGUGUGUUUGUUUAAAUGCACACGUACUAUUUACACGUAAGUAUAGUAAAUACACAGUAUACAUACCCGUAAUCUGUGGAAUAUACACUCCUACACAUACACACAAAAUCACUGCACACUGUACCUACGAAACCGUCUGAAAUAGUGUAAACAAGUGUAUAUAUAAAUAAAGCUUUAAAGUGUAGAUUGAAUCGUAAGCAGCAACCAUGUCAGGGUCGUUACCACCACAGUUGAUGCAAUACUUUGCACCCAGACUAGCAUUAGAGUAUAAACCACCUGCCGAUAAAUUACCACUGGAUAGAAAGCAUGUGGAACUCACAGGAAUCGCCAGCUUUGUCUCUCUAUUUGAGGACCCCAAAGACACACCCGCGCCCACAGUAGGGGAAGACCCCGAGGCUAAGCUUAAGCGUUUGCGCGAUGAGAAGAAAGAAAAGAACGAGAAACGCAUCGCCGAGGAGAUCGCGAAUUGGAAUCCCAAGGAAGAGAAUAAAGAUGUGAAGACAUUGGAUGCUUUUAAAACUUUGUUCGUUGCUAAACUGAAUUACACAACAUCGGACUACACACUAAGGCGCGAGUUUGAGCAGUACGGUGAAAUUGCAAAGGUGGUCGUCACAAAGAGUGCCAUCGAUCACAAGCCCAGGGGAUACGCCUUUAUCGAAUUUGUGAAGGAGAGCGAUAUGCGAAGUGCAUACAAACGCGCCGAUGGCAUGAAGAUCGAUGGACGCCGUGUAGCUGUCGAUGUGGAAAGAGGCCGUACCGUCAAAGGAUGGAAGCCCAGACGCUUUGGCGGUGGUCUUGGGGGUCGAAAGGUUGUCAGUGGCCCACCUCGACCUGUGGCCAGAGAGGAAAGCAGAGCCCCGUCUUCGUACGACUACAGAGGUGGGAGCGGUGGCUACAGCCGCGACAGUGACCGUGGGAAGGGUGGGGGUGACUCGUACCGAUCAUCACGUGGGGGUGGCAGUAGCUACGGCGGCGGUGCCGAUGACCCUAAUAAAGCCCCCAUUGGUGCUCGUAGAGGCCGCGAUGACGAUAGAGGCGACAGAGAUAGGGAUUCAAGGCGGGAUUCGCGCAGAGAUGAUCGCUCGAGGGACGACCGGGGUAGGAGUGAGAGAUCGGAUAGAUAUGAAAGGUCGCGAUCGCCGCGCAGAAGAUAAAUAUUAUGUAUAUGUAUACAUAGAGAGCAAAAUUGUGUAAGUGGUUUACUGCCUCGGAUUUUUGCAGUAGACGAUGGGUAUUAGCCGGUAGUAGACAGAUGAAGCUGCAUCUGACAGAAUAUACUGGUUUUGAUCAUGAUACGAAUAGCUUCCUUUUCAGGAAGAUUUCAGCUGUAUGACUCCCUGAUUUUCAGCAUUGGCUUUGCGCAUGCUCGCAUGUGACAAGGAUUUAUUGUAUGCCUUUUCGCUUCAAACAUCCCUGGCACAUAUACAUACCUAGCCAAGAAAAGUACCUCUCUGUGUGAGCCUGA
Molecule: messenger RNA, 1517 nt
Organism: Sphaeroforma arctica JP610
Lineage: Eukaryota; Ichthyosporea; Ichthyophonida
Exons: 6
Coding region: 259-1206 (315 amino acids)
Biological process (GO): mRNA splicing, via spliceosome
Cellular component (GO): U1 snRNP; precatalytic spliceosome; U2-type prespliceosome
Molecular function (GO): U1 snRNA binding; mRNA binding
Source: RefSeq, a predicted model, not a curated record